Molecule: messenger RNA, 927 nt
Organism: Prunus avium (sweet cherry)
Lineage: Eukaryota; Viridiplantae; Streptophyta; Magnoliopsida; Rosales; Rosaceae
Source: RefSeq, a predicted model, not a curated record
AUGGGCGCUGGAGGACAGCCGCAACAAGAUCAUGGCAGGGCUAACCCAGCAACGGCACGCUCCGUUGAGUCCUUGGAUUGCUUGCUCUCAGGUACUAAUAGCAACACUGACACAUCUGUGGAAGAUGAUGAUGGAAUUUCUAUGCUUUUCUCGGAUUGCAGAAGAAACUUAUGGAACUUUGGACAGGCAAAUAGUGCAAUCUCAUCCGAAGAGUUUGAGAACAACGAAACAGUAGUCUCUCAAAGUUCAUCAGAUUUAUAUGUCCAAAGUCAGGGUAAGAAAAAUUCCACAAAGAGAAGCCAUGAUCAAAGUGAGCUACAUGGAGCCAAUCAAAGUCACUUUGGUCUUCUUCAAAUGGAUUCUUCUACCACGAAAGGUGGUUUUCGUCUUAUCUCCGAAAACCCACCGAACUUGAAGAAGCCCAGAUCAGAUAAGCGUCCAAGCUCAUCCAACAUCAACUUUCAACAGCCAAGUUCAUCUGUAUCAGCUUCCUCUAUUGAAAAGCCUGAUCCAGAGGUCAUUGCACAAAUGAGAGAGAUGAUUUAUCGUGCUGUGGCUUUUAGGCCUGUGAACUUGGGGAUGGACAUGGUUGAAAGGCCAAAGAGGAAGAAUGUUAAGAUCUCAUCUAACCCAACCGUGGCUGCAAGACAAAGGAGAGAGAGGAUCAGUGAGAGAAUUAGGGUUUUGCAAAGGCUGGUUCCUGCUGGAAGCAAGAUGGACACUGCAUCUAUGCUUGAUGAUUAUCUCAAGUUCUUGAGGUCACAGGUGAAGGCACUUGAAAAUUUAGGCCAAAAAAUUGAGUCCAUGAGUAAUUCGAAUAUUCCUCCGACAGGCUUUGCUUUCUCUUUCAACCCCUCUUUUCCCAUGCAAACCCAUCAUCAUGUCCCUCUCCACAACCCUAAUCAUAUCCACCAACCCCACAGUUGA